This is a messenger RNA of Emiliania huxleyi CCMP1516, 648 nucleotides long. RefSeq lists its product as hypothetical. The transcript is spliced from 3 exons. The record is from RefSeq and is a predicted model, not a curated record. Lineage: Eukaryota; Haptophyta; Isochrysidales; Noelaerhabdaceae. The coding region runs from base 1 to 648 and encodes 215 amino acids.
AUGGCACUGCUCUGGGCUACGCGUGCGCGGCUCACGCAGCAUACGCAGCGAAGGGGUACUGUCCUUCGGACGCCAGCGCUCGGUGCGACGCGAGCGGCAACGGCAGCUGCGACAAAACACAGCAGAGCGGAGGGCGGAGCCAAGCCGCUGCAAAGCUUUGACCACAGCGUGAGCUUUGAGGACAUUCGUGGCGCGUUCGAGCGCGAUGGUGCCGUGGUGGUUCGCGGCAUGCUUGAUCAGGUCGACGUCGAGGCAUUGCGCAGGGAGACGGCGCAGUCUUUCGAAUCAGCAAUGCCUGGAACAAAGGCAGCAGCUUUGUCCGCGGUGGACGCGCACGUCGCGGCCUUCUGGGGCGGCAACACGGUGCGCUUCACCCGGCUCGCAGCACGGUCUCGAACGUUUUUGAACCGCGUGCUGGUGCACCCGCUGCUGCUGCGCAUGGCUGACGCCGAGCUCCUUCCCCACUGCACGUCCUAUUGGAUGAACACGGGGCAGAUGAUGUGUCUCGGCCCCGGCGAGCGCGCGCAGUGGUUGCACCGCGACGCGCUCAACUGGCCGCACUUUUGCGCCUCACCCGCCUCGCCCGCGGCGACCUUUCUAGCAAGCACCCGCACACCCAUUCAUCGCUUCAUUGUUCGUCACCAAUAG